AUGGAGGCUGGAAUUUUAUGCUGCCCAGGACAAAGGCAAGUCCUAUUUCUCUUUCUAUUUGGUGGAGUAUCCUUGGCAGGUUCUGGGUUUGGACAAUAUUCAGUGACAGAGGAAACAGAAAGAGGAUCAUUUGUGGUUAAUCUGGCAAAGGAUCUGGGGCUAGGGGACCAGGAAUUGGUUGCAAGAGGAGCCCGAGUAGUCUCUGAUGAUAACAAACAACACUUACUCCUGGAUCCUCAGUCUGGAGAUUUGCUCACAAAUGAGAAACUGGACCGGGAAAAGCUGUGUGGCCUCAUAGAGCCCUGUAUACUGCAUUUCCAAAUUUUAAUGGAUAACCCCUUUCAGAUUUACCAGGCUGAGCUGAGGGUCAGGGACAUCAAUGAUCAUUCACCAGUGUUUCGGGACCAAGAGACAGUCUUAAAAAUAUUAGAAAAUACAGCUGAAGGGACAGCAUUUCGACUAGAAAGAGCAGAGGAUUCUGAUGGAGGACUUAAUGGUAUCCAAAGCUACACCAUCAACCCGAACCCUUUUUUCCAUAUUAAAAUUAGUGACAGUGAUGAAGACAUGAUAUAUCCGGAACUAGUAUUGGAUAAGGCACUGGAUCGGGAGAAACAGCAUGAGCUCAGUUUAACACUUACAGCACUGGAUGGUGGGUCUCCACCCAGGUCUGGGGCCACCACAAUACGAAUUGUGAUCCUAGACAUCAAUGAUAAUGCCCCCCAGUUUUCUCAGACCAUCUAUGAGACCCAGGCCCCAGAAAACAGCCCAGUAGGAUCCCUUAUUGCAAAAGUGUCUGCAGGAGAUGUAGAUUCUGGAGUCAAUGCAAACAUAUCCUAUUCAUUUUUUGAUGCUUCUGAAGACAUUCGAGCAACCUUUCAAAUCAGUCAUUUUUCUGGAGAAAUUGUUCUCAUAGUGUUGCUUGAUUAUGAGCUAGUAAAGUCGUACAAAAUAAAUGUACAGGCAAUGGAUGGAGGGGGCCUUACUGCAACAUGUACUAUUUUGGUGGAAGUAUUAGACAUCAAUGACAAUCCCCCUGAACUGAUCAUGUCAUCACUUUCCAACUAUGUUGCUGAGAACUCUCCUGAGACGGUACUCGCUAUUUUUAGAAUUAAAGACAGAGACUCUGGAGAAAAUGGAAAGAUGCAUUGCUACAUUCAAGAUAGUCUGCCAUUCCUUCUGAAACCCUCUGUAGAAAAUUUUUACAUUCUAAUGACAGAAGGAGGGCUGGACAGGGAAAGCCAAGCUGAGUACAACAUCACCAUCACCGUCACGGACUUGGGGACCCCCAGGCUGAAAACGCAGCACAACAUCACCGUGACGGUGUCCGACGUCAACGACAACGCCCCCGCCUUCAGCCAAACCACCUACACCCUGCGGGUCCGCGAGAACAACAGCCCCGCCCUGCACCUAGGCAGCGUCAGCGCCACAGACGCAGACUCGGGCGCCAACGCCCACGUCACCUACUCGCUGCUGCCGCCCCAGGACCCGCAGCUGCCCCUGGCCUCCCUGGUGUCCAUCAACGCGGACAACGGGCAGCUGUUCGCGCUCAGGUCCCUGGAUUACGAGGCGCUGCAGGCGUUCGAGUUCGGCGUGCGCGCGGCCGACCGCGGCUCGCCCGCGCUCAGCAGCCAGGCGCGCGUGCGCGUGCUGGUGCUGGACGACAACGACAACUCGCCCUUCGUGCUGUACCCGCCGCAGAACGGCUCUGCGCCCUGCACCGAGCUGGUGCCCAGGGCGGCCGAGGCGGGCUACCUGGUGACCAAGGUGGUGGCGGUGGACGGCGACUCGGGCCAGAACGCCUGGCUGUCGUACCAGCUGCUCAGGGCCACGGAGCCCGGGCUGUUCGGCGUGUGGGCGCACAACGGCGAGGUGCGCACGGCCAGGCUGCUGAGCGAGCGCGACGCCGUCAAGCACAGGCUGGUGGUGCUGGUCAAGGACAAUGGCGAGCCGCCGCGCUCGGCCAGCGUCACGCUGCACGUGCUGCUGGUGGACGGCUUCUCGCAGCCCUACCUGCCGCUCCCGGAGGUGGCGGCGGCCGAGGCGCAGGCCGACCCGCUCACCGUCUACUUGGUCAUCGCCUUGGCGUCCGUGUCGUCGCUCUUCCUGUUCUCGGUGCUGGUGUUCGUGGCGGUGCGGCUGUGCAGGCGGAGCCGGGCGGCGUCUGCGGGUCGCUGCCCGGUGCCCGAGGGCCACUUUCCGGGCCACCUGGUGGACGUCAGCGGCACGGGGACGCUGUCCCAGAGCUACCAGUAUGACGUGUGCCUGCGGGGCGGCUCGGGGACCAGUGAGUUCAAAUAUCUCAAGCCCAUUAUCCCCAAUAUCCAGGCACAGGACUCUGUGGGGAAUAGUGAAGACAAUCCCACCUUUCGAAAUAGCUUUGGAUUUAAUUUCCAGUAAAAAU
Hyaena hyaena (striped hyena) is the source of this 2401-nucleotide messenger RNA. Its product is annotated as protocadherin beta-10-like. The transcript has a single exon. Gene Ontology annotation, biological process: homophilic cell-cell adhesion. Lineage: Eukaryota; Metazoa; Chordata; Mammalia; Carnivora; Hyaenidae. Gene Ontology annotation, molecular function: calcium ion binding. The coding region runs from base 1 to 2397 and encodes 798 amino acids. The record is from RefSeq and is a predicted model, not a curated record. Gene Ontology annotation, cellular component: plasma membrane.